Messenger RNA from Peromyscus maniculatus bairdii (prairie deer mouse), 1053 nucleotides. RefSeq names its product RAB25, member RAS oncogene family (gene Rab25). The record is from RefSeq and is a predicted model, not a curated record. Gene Ontology annotation, molecular function: GTPase activity; GTP binding. Lineage: Eukaryota; Metazoa; Chordata; Mammalia; Rodentia; Cricetidae.
CCUGUUCCCAGCUUCCGUCCUCUCAGUUCCCACGGAGUAGCCCAACCUGCCAAAGCUGAGCCUCCGGGGCUCUCCCUGGCCUCAACUCAGCCCUCGGUCCCUCACCCCAAUGAGAGGGGAGCAAGGUGCAGGCCUCUAAGCUGAGAGUUGGGGUCAUUUAGCCAAUAAACAGACUGUGACCUCUGCACCUGCAAACACCUUCGCUCUCCAUGCUGAGCCAAGAUGGGGAACGGAAAAGACGAAGAUUAUAAUUUUGUCUUCAAGGUGGUGCUGAUCGGCGAGUCAGGCGUGGGCAAGACCAAUCUGCUGUCCCGGUUCACCCGCAAUGAGUUCAGCCACGAUAGCCGCACCACCAUCGGGGUUGAGUUCUCCACCCGCACUGUAAUGCUGGGCACCGCUGCUGUCAAGGCACAGAUCUGGGACACAGCUGGCCUGGAGCGAUACAGAGCCAUCACCUCUGCGUACUACCGCGGCGCGGUAGGGGCGCUCCUGGUAUUCGACCUAACGAAGCACCAGACCUACGCUGUGGUGGAGCGCUGGCUGAAGGAGCUGUAUGACCACGCGGAAGCCACUAUCGUUGUCAUGCUUGUGGGGAACAAAAGUGACCUCAGCCAGGCCCGGGAGGUGCCCACCGAGGAGGCCUGCAUGUUUGCUGAAAACAAUGGUCUGCUGUUCCUGGAGACCUCAGCCCUGGACUCCACCAAUGUUGAGCUAGCCUUUGAGACUGUCCUCAAGGAGAUCUUUGCAAAGGUGUCCAAGCAGAGGCAGAACAGCACCCGGACCAAUGCCAUCACCCUGGGUAAUGCCCAAGCUGGACAAGAUUCUGGCCCUGGGGAGAAGAAGGCUUGCUGCAUUAACCUUUGACCUCAGCCAUGGUCAACCCCAUGUCCCUGCCUUCAGCCUUUGGGUACCCCUCCACCCUGACUGCAGGACUUCUCCCCCCCCUUGAGUCCUGUUCACAAGCACCCAGGGUUAUCGUGCCCUACCAAUCACCUGUCCACACCCCUCAUGGGCUAGGGCCCUCAAAUAAAGCUGUUUUGUAUCAUGCCUGGC